Messenger RNA from Sphenostylis stenocarpa, 291 nucleotides. The record is from the annotation of a GenBank genome assembly. NCBI's taxonomy places the organism in Eukaryota, Viridiplantae, Streptophyta, Magnoliopsida, Fabales, Fabaceae.
AUGGAAUCAUUAAAUGAUGCUAAAUUUUGGAGAUUAGAAAUUGGAAAUAAGGCACCGAAAGUUGCGGUCGAAGGAAGCCUCGACGUCCACAAGAAAACCAAAACAGUGAGCCACCAAAUCUCGUGGGAAGAGAAAACAGUGACUGUUGUUGUCUUCAAACGAUUAAAGAAGGAAGAAAACCUAAAUCGAUGUUGUUCUAUUGCUGUUGAUCCAACAAACCCAGGGGAAAUGGCGCCACGUGGAGAGUUCGUAUUGGGUGUUACGGAUGGCCUGGAGCGGAUGCCGUCCUAG